This is a messenger RNA of Kalmanozyma brasiliensis GHG001, 3243 nucleotides long. RefSeq names its product P-type ATPase, A domain protein. The record is from RefSeq and is a predicted model, not a curated record. Gene Ontology annotation, biological process: intracellular potassium ion homeostasis; intracellular sodium ion homeostasis; sodium ion export across plasma membrane. Bases 1 to 3243 code for a protein of 1080 amino acids. NCBI's taxonomy places the organism in Eukaryota, Fungi, Basidiomycota, Ustilaginomycetes, Ustilaginales. The transcript has a single exon. Gene Ontology annotation, molecular function: P-type sodium:potassium-exchanging transporter activity; ATP hydrolysis activity; ATP binding. Gene Ontology annotation, cellular component: membrane.
AUGUCCGACUCCAGGUCUCUCUCCGACUUCGAUGUCGAGAAGGAGCACACCCGUCAGACUCCCUCCGACCAGAGCCAUGUCGAGGCUUCUGCGCCUGCGCCCAUCGCGCCCCGCGUCAGCAUCAAGGUCCCUCGCACGCAGACCGCCCGCUCUCACAUCCCUAUCGGCUUCCGCACACUCAGUAUCCAGGUGUACGAGUCGCAAGCCGCAGAUGGCGUCAAGAGCAAGGAGCACCUCUCUGAUACCGAAUUCUUCGGCUCGCUCGACUUUCACACUGUCAGCCCCGAUGCGCUUGCACAGAGGUUCAACGUGAGCCCCGACGCUGGUCUCGAUUCCCCCGCCGCCGCACGUCGUCUUGAGCGCAAUGGCAAGAAUGUCCUCACACAAAAGAAGAACAAAUACUGGAAGAAGCUCUUCAACUACACUUUUGGCGGCUUCUGCUCCAUCCUUUGGAUCGGUGUCAUCAUCUUCUUCAUCUCGUGGCGACCUCUCGGCAACCCUCCUCAGGCAUACAACCUUGCGCUCGCCAUCGUCGUCUUGAUCGUCAUCUUCUUCCAGGCCAUCUUCAACGCCUUCCAGGACUGGUCUACACAAAAGGUGAUGAACUCGAUUCUCAACCUCCUCCCCGAGAAUGCCAUCGUCAUCCGUGACGGUGAACACAAGUCCAUCCCUGCCUCCGACCUCGUCGUCGGUGAUGUUUGCAUCCUUUCGACCGGUAACAAGGUGCCUGCUGACAUGCGAAUCAUUAAGGCCUCCGCCGAUCUCAAGCUGGACCGAUCCGUGCUCACCGGCGAGUCCGAGGAGAUCCCAGGAACCGUCGAGGCCACCGAGCAGAACUUCCUCGAGACCAAGAACAUCGCCUUCCUCGGAACGCACGUUUGCAAUGGUAACGCCACCGGUGUCGUCGUGCUCACGGGUGCGCGCACCGUCAUGGGUCGCAUCAACAAGCUCACCAACGACGACAAAGAGAGGUCCACGCAGCUUCAGAAGGAGAUCUCGCGAUUUGUCAAAAUCAUCAUCUGCUUGACCGUUACGCUCGUCACGAUCAUGCUCAUCUUCUGGCUCGCAUAUCUCCGAAAGGACCACAAAGGCUUCCUCAACACCGUCGGCAUCUUGACCAACUUGAUGAGUCUCGUCGUCGCUUUCAUCCCGGAAGGCAUGCCCAUCGCUGUCGCUCUCACGCUCUCGCUGAUCGCACGUCGCAUGCGCGAUGUCAAGGUCCUGCCCAAGUCGCUUUCCACCGUCGAGACGCUGGGUUGCGUCAACGUCAUCUGCUCGGACAAGACCGGCACGCUGACCGAGAACAAGAUGUCGGUCGCCUCGAUCGGCUUUGUCGACAAGGAAUGCACCAGGAACGACAUCUCUAGCCUCGACAAUUUCCUCGCUUUUGACGAGCUCAAGAAGGGCAUGGCUCUUUGCAACGAUGCAUUCUUCGACCCUUCCAGCGAGUCGCUCGUGCCUUCCGAACGUGCGGUCCAGGGCAACGCCACCGACGCCGCUGUCCUCCGUCUCUCGGCAUCGCUUCCCGGCUCCGACGAGAUCAAGACGGCCUACCGACGUGUCUACGACAUCCCCUUCAACUCGAAGAACAAGUUCAUGCUCACCGUCAUGCGAUCCAACGACGAGAAGGCUUCCACCAAAGCCGACGAGAUGUUUGUCAAGGGUGCCCCCGAUGUGCUCAUGCCCCGCAUCUCGCACUUCUACUCGGCUGCCGACGGCGAGAUCAAGGACUUUGACGAGACCGCUCGCUCUCAGCUUGUCAGCGUGCAGGAGGCGUGGGCUCGCCGCGGUGAGCGUGUCAUCCUCCUCGCCAAGCGCCAGUUCACCGCUGCUUUCAAGAACGGCACCAGUGACUACGAGGACGAGGUCGCUGCUGCUAGCGAGGGCAACCUCGUCGUUAUCGGCCUGCUCGGCAUCAUGGACCCCCCUCGCUCGGACAUCCCUCACACCGUCUCGGAGUGCCGAAGGUCUGGAUCGCGCUUCUUCAUGGUCACCGGUGACUUCUCCUUGACUGCUGCUGCCAUCGGCAAGAUGGUGGGCAUCUUCACUUACAACGGCGAGCCCGACCGUAUUGCCGACUUUAAUGCUAAGGGUCGUUACGCCAGCGAAGGUCCUGUUCUCAGCGAGAAGCAGCUCAAGAAGCUCAACGGCCCCAAGGACCUCAUCGAGGCCAGCUUGCUCGUCGAGGGCAAGGAGAUUCCCCAGACCACUCAGCAGGAAUGGGACGUCAUCUGCCGCUACGAAGAGAUUGUCUUUGCCCGCACCACGCCCGAGCAGAAGCUCAAGAUCGUCAACGAGCUCCGAGACCGCGGCUGCGUCGUCGCCGUCACUGGUGACGGUGUCAACGAUGCACCCGCGCUCAAGGCUGCCGACGUUGGUAUCGCCAUGGUCUCCGGUUCCGACGUGGCCAUGGAGGCUGCCGAUCUGGUGCUGAUGGGUGACUUCAGCUCCAUCAUUCAGGCCAUUAAGCUCGGUCGACUGGUCUUCCAGAACCUGCAAAAGGUCAUCUCGUACCUCCUCCCGGCCGGCAGUUGGUCCGAGGACUGGCCCGUCAUCCUCAACGUCUUCUUCGGUGUGCCUCUGCCGCUGAGCUCGUUCCUGAUGAUCAUCAUCUGCUGCUUCACCGAUCUGGUCUGCUGUCUCACGCUCAUCUUCGAGAAGGAGGAGUUCGACCUGCUCUCGCUCGAGCCGAGGAACCCCAAGACGGACCACUUGGUCAACAAGGCCAUCUACGGUCAGAGCUACCUGUUCAUCGGCAUGAUGGAGACGCUCUCUGCCCACGCCAUGUUCUUCUUCUACAUUUACAAGUACGCCAAGAUUCCGGUCAAGGACAUGUUCUUCGCCUACGAAAAGUUCGGCGACGGCUUCCACGGCUACACGCUGGACGAGCUGAACCACUUCCUCGCCGUCGGUCAGUGUGUCUACUUUGUCACGCUCGUCAUUCUCCAGUGGGGCAACCUGCUCUCGGUGCGCAACAAGCGCCUGUCCAUCUUCCAGGCCGACCCGAUCCGCAAAGAGCGUCGCAACCCGUACCUCAUCCUCGGCCCGCUCGCUGCGCUCGUCAUCGCCAUCUUUGUCACCGAGGUCAAGGGCAUCCAGAACCUCUUUGGCACUGCAUCGAUCCCCAUCGAGUUCUGGCUCAUCCCCAUCCCCCUCGCGAUUGGCAUUCUGGCCAUGGACGAGAUCCGCAAGCUGUUGGUGAGGACCUUCCCCAACAGCGUCAUCGCCAAGAUCGCAUGGUAA